AUGAUGCCCUUUCCGGAGCGGCGCAACGAGGCCGCGAUGCUGCGGGCCUUUCACAAGCAGUACCCCAGCUACAACUUGACGCCGCUGCUCUACAAGCGGCAACAGCAGUUGAUCGAUGCUCGGGCCUUCAACGAGUGGCUGGCCAACCGGCGUCAGCGCCAGGAGGGCGAAGCCUAUGCGGAUGAAGUGGGGCGUGCAGUCGACGCCGUCAACAGGAGGAUCCCGCAAUUGAGGUGGGCCCCCGCCGAGCGAGCGGGCGUGCGCCGAGUUGCGCGGGACGAGCGACGUGCGCACGGCUUCCGCGUCAGACCCUCCUACGGGCAAGUCUUGGGCUACAUAGCCGAGGGCGAGCCCUUGCCCAUCAAUCUCCCAAACCGCAACGCAUCCAUCCUGACAUCAAGCCACUUCUGGCUUCAGGACUACCCCCAGAGCAGCGAGCCCGAACCUGCCCCGCUGCCCCACACGACCGUGGACCCUGCAGCGGCCUACGAGGAUGCCAACGAAGGCUACGAUGGGGUGCCCUUCCCGAGAAGGGACUUCCUGCGCCCACGGCCCUUCGACCUGGACAGCGAGUCUGAUUUUGGUGCCGUGGACCCCGGCCAGGCGCUGCGCAACGACGGGUUGAACCCACCGCCGGCGCCGGGCUUUUUGGGGCGGCUGCAGCAGGCCGAGGCCGCUGCGGGAGCUGCUGCGGGACUGGCGGGCUCUGCUUCUGCCAUUGCGGGGCACGGGCAAGACCUCUACAACGAGGGCCUAGCACCCCCGCCUGACGAGGUGGCCCCUCCGCAAAUCAUCGGCCGGCCCAGCGAAGUGGAGCCGCUGCUGGAGCGAGCGGGCCAGCGGGCGCAGGAGGUGGAGAGGACGGCAGCCCGAGACAUCGAGCAGUUCAUGAGCGAGCAGGUGGCCGAGGCCGAGGCCACGGAAGGUUUCGCUUCCACGGCGGAGGCGGCUGCAGGAGCUGCAGAAGCGGCAGCGGCUGCAGAGGGCCCCGGAGCGCUUGCGCUGUUCGGCGAGGCGGCACUGGGCACCGCUGCGGGCAUGGGAGCGGCAGCAGGAAGCCUCGCAGUGGCCGGCGGGGCGGCCGCACUCGUGGGAACCGCAUGGGCACUGCACGGCGGCAUGGUGGCGGCAGAGCACCUUUUGGGCUGGGGCGGAGGAGGAGGCACGGACACGGACGCAUCGCGCCCUAGCUCCGCGCCAGACAUCCAGACCUUGAAUGGGAUGCAGGAGUUUGGAGCUGAGCAACACUUCCAGCUCCGGGAGCAACGCCCGCGGACGCAGUUUUACCGCAUGCACACUGAGGACGAAUCGGAGCCGCGGGCACAGCCGCCCCCGAGGGUGCAGGCUCGUCCCGCGAGGCCCACGCGUUUCCCCACAGGCCUCAACCCCGCUCCCUUGGCGCAAUCCUCAGGCAGCGAGUCCUCCCGCGGGCCUCGCAUGCAGCGCCAAGCGGCGCCGCCCCCGUCCUUCGAGGCGCUUCGCAGCGCGAGCGAGCCGGAGGCCGCAUGA
Messenger RNA from Symbiodinium natans, 1509 nucleotides. The record is from the annotation of a GenBank genome assembly. Lineage: Eukaryota; Dinophyceae; Suessiales; Symbiodiniaceae.